This is a messenger RNA of Nicotiana tabacum (common tobacco), 765 nucleotides long. The record is from RefSeq and is a predicted model, not a curated record. NCBI's taxonomy places the organism in Eukaryota, Viridiplantae, Streptophyta, Magnoliopsida, Solanales, Solanaceae.
AACACAAAAAAUGGAAAACAAAUGGAGAAUUUUCAGAAAUCAGCAACAAAUCAACAAAGCAAAGUCCUGUACUAUGUUAUGCAAAAAGCAUUCAAAGCACCAGCAAUCGCCAGGGGUUUGCUCCAUUUGUCUAAGUGAAAAGCUCUCUAAGCUUUCAAAAACUUCACGUAGCAAUACUACAACCGUUACUUCUUCUUUUUCUUCAUCGUCAACUUUGUCUUCUUUAUCUUCCUCUUCCGAUGUUUCGUCGUGUUCUUCUCCGUCAUAUCGCAGGAUGAAAACUAUGGCUAUCUUGAGAAGUGGUAAUAAGAGUAAUAAUAUGCUUACAAAGAGUAGGUCAUUGGUUUUUGUUACGAGGAGGGGAGAAGGAGAAAUGGAGAAUAACGGGAAGAAGAAGAAAAGAGGGUUUCUGUCUAAAUUGCUGCAUCCAAGGAAAAACAAGAAGGAUGAGCGUUUGGUGCAUUCGAAAACUACUAGAGAAAGGCUAACAACAUGAUCAGAGUCUAAUUCAGAAUUAAUUUGAUUUAUUGGAAAUGAAAUCUAUUAUUUGUACUUGGUGAAUAUUUAAACAUAUAUACAUGAUCUGAUCCAAAUUCUGCUGGUUUCGAAUGAACUCGUAUCUUGCACACACUACAUCCACAAUAUGAUUCAUCAGAAUCAAUCACAAUAUGACUCAUCAGAAUUAAUGCAGCAUAUGAGAUCAUUUAGAAUCUCUUAUCUUCAUUUUAUUAAACCAUCAUAUAAUACGAUCUUUUUUUUCUCUCA